AUGGUUACCCAAGGAGAUUUGACUGUGAUGAUAAUUGGAACGAUGAUUCUGUGCAUUGGAAUUCUUCUCAACGGGCUCACAUUUUUCAUGCUUCAACGUGUAGAAUUGAAUUCCCUUCUCACUGCCUGGCUCUAUCGCACACAACCAAUACUGGAUGCCAUAUGUUGUGUUGGUGGUAUGAUCAUGUUCUGGAUCAACGAGUUGGACCGUUCCACAGAAUGGAUUGCUCGAACUGUAUGCUACAUAUGGCGCGAUCAGUUUCCCUUGUGGUUUUUCGUUGUCUGGGGUCAGGCGAAUCUAACGUGGAUUACCAUGGAUCGAUUGUGGGCCACGGUUUACUAUGUCACAUAUCGGCGAUACCAGAAGCGCUAUCUCAUCGUGUGUACUGUGGGAUCGGUCGUCUAUUCCCUACUACUCAACGUUCCGUCCACACUGUACGUGAGAUACAAUAAUGGGACAUGUGAAACAUCUGCGGAAGAUACGGUCACUGUAGAGGGAACACGAGUUCAGUUGAACUCUAUUUACUGGUUCUUCGCGUACUACUUACUUCCAAUGGUCACCAUGUUUGUGGUCUAUAUACGAGUUGUGUAUUUCCUCCGACAUAUCCGCACCACACACAGUGUAAGCAAUUUAGACACGACAGAGCAACAGCAACAAAAACAACGCAAUACAAAUAUGCUAAAUCCCGUUUAUCAAUCAUUGUCAGUGGCUACAUUCGGUUUCAUCAUUUCCCUACUAUUGACCCACACAGUUGAUACGCUCUAUUAUCUGAUCGGGGCUAAUUUAAAUUUGGGUUAUGAAUACGGUGCAAGCAUACAAAUGAUUAGUGUGUUUGUGACCACUUUGAGCAGUAUCUUAAAUCCACUUGUGAUUUUAUUCUCCCUUCCCGCCCUUCGUAAAACGUUAACCAGUUGUUGUAUUUCUGCCUGGACAUGCACUAUUCUUCCAUAUCGUGGUCGAAAUAAGUGUGUUGAAAAGCUCAGACAGAAAUUCAAUACAAUCGUCAGUUUGGUGAACAUGUCUGAUCGUGGCAAGAAACAGACUCAUGUCCUCGCGUGUAACGACGACAAGAGGGGCUCGCAUUCUCCAUAG
This is a messenger RNA of Echinostoma caproni, 1092 nucleotides long. Lineage: Eukaryota; Metazoa; Platyhelminthes; Trematoda; Plagiorchiida; Echinostomatidae. The record is from the annotation of a GenBank genome assembly.